Alexandromys fortis (reed vole) is the source of this 849-nucleotide messenger RNA. RefSeq names its product coordinator of PRMT5 and differentiation stimulator-like. The transcript has 4 exons. Gene Ontology annotation, cellular component: nucleus. NCBI's taxonomy places the organism in Eukaryota, Metazoa, Chordata, Mammalia, Rodentia, Cricetidae. The record is from RefSeq and is a predicted model, not a curated record. Gene Ontology annotation, molecular function: histone binding. The coding region runs from base 98 to 610 and encodes 170 amino acids.
CCCCUCGGUGGCAGCGCCGCGCGCCGAUUCGCCGCUCGGCAGCUGUCGGCCGUCACGUGCAGUAGCGUCCCGGGAGCCUGGCUGUGGGCGGCGGGGCAUGGACCCUCAGGCGGCCCCCGGUCAGGGGUCCGGAGAGCCCUGUGCGCGGGAGGCCCCCUGCGCGGAGGUUGGCUUUGCCGCAGCUGACCUCUCUGGUCAAGAGACAGAGACUGAGAUGGCCAUGGAUCGACUAGGCAAAGGAGCCCAGAGCAUCCCUACUGGCAGCCCUGCCCAUGCUGAGGGCCCAGGUGUGGAAGAGGAUGGCUUUGUGGAGAAGGAAGACAAUGGGGAACUGUACGCCUGGGAGCUGUCAGAAGGGCCACCCAUGGAACAGGCUGCUGAUCUCUUUAGCGAGGAGGACUGGGACUUGGAGCUGAGAGCAGACCAAGGCAAUCCUUACGAUGCCGAUGACAUCCAGGGGAGCAUGUCUCAAGAGAUUAAGCCUUGGGUGUGCUGUGCCCCGCAAGGAGACAUGAUGUAUGACCCCAGCUGGCACCACCCCCCUCCACUGAUACCACAUUAUUCUAGGAUGGUCUUUGAAACAGGACAGUUUGAUGAUGCAGAAGACUAACUCGUCACUUUCUGCCUCGUGGGAGUUCGUGUUCUCCAGAUCAAGGGUUGUUUCCUGUGUUCAGUGAGAUGUCCUGUGCAGGCGUUGUUCCCAGGGUUCCUCAGCAUGGGCCACAGGCGGCUGUUGACUGGGGCUGCCGCUCUUCAUUUUGUUGUUAGUUCUGUUGUUGUUGUUAAUGGACACUUGGGUAUGUGUUGGCAUUUUUGUGUUCUUUAUAAAGGAAAAAAUAACUCAGUGUU